This is a messenger RNA of Giardia duodenalis, 3294 nucleotides long. RefSeq lists its product as uncharacterized. NCBI's taxonomy places the organism in Eukaryota, Fornicata, Diplomonadida, Hexamitidae. The transcript has a single exon. The record is from RefSeq and is a predicted model, not a curated record. The coding region runs from base 1 to 3294 and encodes 1097 amino acids.
AUGUCUGCGCAGCUCGCGCUAGAGCUACACUCUGCGGGCGUGACUGUGUACAUCCAGACGAGUACCAGCAGAUCGCUGCUUGUGGAAGAAUUUGCGGAUACCCUGUACUUCUUUUGUGACGGUGAAAAGGAGUUCUACUCCCUAACUCCCCCUGCAACAGCCACACCUUGCUAUACGUUCACUGGGAUUGUACGACGCAUGCUGGGAAUGCAGAUUUCAGAGACGUCUCUGCUUGUCUCUCAAUGCUUGAGAAUAGCCUUUACUUCUGUGCAACUGAUCUCAAAGUACUUUGACCUUGUAGUCAAUGAAACGCUAGGGAAGACUGCACUGCAAACAAAGGAUAUUACGUCGUGUUGUAUACUCGUUCCAGAUUCCCUUAUUGUGCUUUUGGCGCAAACCUUCGUGCAGCUCUUUCCAGCAAUCCUUUCUCUUGCACCAGUGUACAUUCCGCAAUCGCAUGUGCGUGCACUGCAGUGCACGCUCCGCGGCGCAGAGGAUCACGGGAUACCGACGGGAUUGCAUUUCCAAGCAGCUGUGCAUGUAUCUUCUGGUCAUAUGUCUUUGAUCGGGCUCGGUACACGGUUCCUCUCUAAGAUAGCAGCCAGCGGGGACACCCAAUACAGUAUAGUGUCUCAACUCGCUACCUGCAUCCACAGUUGCGGCAGAUUCGCUGCCAACGUUGUCGAUCGGAUGCGAGUGCUCUGCUACCAGAAGCUUACUGAGAUAAGAUCUCGCGGGCUGAUACUUGAAGACGAAGAGCAUACACUGCGAAUGAAGGGGGUUGAGUUCUUGCAGUCUCUCCAUCAACUUCUGCUGGAUGGUCUUUCUUGUGCGCUGCAUGAAGAUUUCGGCGAUUUCAGAAUCGGUCUUCCGGCAGUCCAAACACAAAGUGGUCACGUGAUAUCACUGUUUCUUCCUGCAGAUUUUUCUGAGGUCCUUACACUAAGUGCACACGAGUCAUACAACUGUACCGAGAUAGAUGACACUUUUCGCGACGAGCCAAUGAAUGCAGUUGUCAAUAAUGUAGAAGAGUUACAACUAGAGGACCUCGCACUUUCUGCAGAUUACUCAGGUGAGAGGCAGCCUAUUGGGAUGUACACCAUGAUUAUUAGCGGCGAUUUCUUCUACAAAAUAUCCCAAGAGAUUACUUAUGCAUGCAACGAUGUUCUCGAUUCAAUCGUGAAUCCUCUUGUAGAUAUCCUCUCUGCCCAUGCUAGCACUGGUGUAAAGCACUUACCUCCGUCUAUUGCUUUAUAUCAAUCACCCCAUGAUGCCGAUAUAUUAUUCGAUCUCAUUGGCGACCUUCUCAAGCAAAGAUAUCAAGGUUCGGAGCGUUCAAUCUCUUUAUGCAUCGAGCAGCUACCACUGAGAGAUUGUAUUCCUCUGUUCCUUAACAAUAUUUCUGUUUUCAGGAGCUACGUGAUACCACACUAUGCGCUGAAUGUUAGUGUCUCCUACCCUCUGGGCCAACAGGUUAUUCAUCUUGUCUAUGACGACUCUCCCUCGGAUCUGGGUAUCAUGUCUUGUUCUGACCGAGACCAGUUUAUUCAGAAUAUUGACUUGUUAGAGAGGCACUUCAUAGACAACUUUCAAACCAAUCUAUCAAUCCUGCGGCCUAUUUUCAAGAGCGUUGAUAUAAUUAUUGAGCAAGAGGUUGAUCUGCGCAUUGCAAUAACAAACACAGCAUACUCUCCGUUUCCACAAGAAGAUACGCUCCACGGAUUGGUACUUCGAAGGCCUUUAGUUUUCAGCCAGUCCGCUAUUUGCUUGCAAGCACUACACAUCAUUCUCGAGCCGACGCUCGGGCUGGGUCUUCUAGGUGUUAGUAGAGCACGAGACUAUCUCGAUACAUGUGAGGCUGUAGUAAGGCUGUGCGGUAUGUCCCAGGACAUUAACAACGGAGUUCCUCAGGAGAAGGUUAUCGAAUGGGAUGCCAUGAAGGAUCUCGUGCUUUCGUCUUGCAACAGUAAGUUCCCAGGAUGCAAUCUUCUCAGUCGCUCGAGGCUACUCAGAAUAGAUUUGGGCACACCAGCCCACGUGCCUCACAAGCUGCCGGAGCCAACGUGCAGAGUGCUUUUAGAUCUGGCUAGGCGAUACGCAGGAAGCCCUGUUCCAUGGUAUAUUGAUCUAAUUAUUAACAGAACACAUGCUGUUCUCUCUCUUCACUACUUUUUGGAAAAGAUCCACCUCCUUCUUACGGGAGAAAUGCACAACCGCUUUAUAACUAGAAAUGAAAGCAUUGAUGGGUUGUUUAGAACGGGAAAGGUCUAUUAUGGGUUAUAUAGAAACAGGUUGCACAGCAUCUUUCUAUUCGAUGUUGAAUGCCUUUUUGGCCGAGAAGAAGCUGCACUAGAUCAUCAAGGUCCGCUAGGGGGAUCCAGGUCUGACCUUCCAUCAACUAUUAAUCCUGCGUACAUCACCCUUAUGGAGGCUUCUCUCAACCUGCAUAUAGGGUGCACUUCAGAGCAUAUCAUACGGGUUGUGGACAUUUUAUACGAUAACGAGCAAGAGAUGCACUCAAAAUAUGCUGCAGUAAUAACCGAGCUUCUGUUCCCACCAAAUCUGUCCCCGCUUCCCCUGUUUGAGGGGUCUCCCAGGGAUAUUUGGGCAUUCUUCCAAAAUAUUAAAAUCAUAGGGGAUUUACGUCACUUUAUUGAAAGAGCAGGAGACCACGGAUUCCUUAACCAUAGACAUCUAUAUUACAAUAGCAGAGGAGUGCUGUGCACGAUGGUGAGACCCCGCUGCUUCCGAGAUCAGGAUUUCCUGAGCCUUCCGAGGCUGUUUGCUGCGUUUAAAACUGUUGAAAAUUACAUCACAUAUCUUUCUAGCUCUGUAGAAGCAGGUCCAGGCCCAUUGAGCGACUGGUGUUUCCUGUACAACAUGGCUUCGUCCCUCCUGCCCAUAAAUUUCAAGACAAACGAGUUUAAUGAUGCUCUAUUGCUCUAUAAAAAAAUGUAUGAUUUAAAGGGCAUCACUUCCAUCACAAAAAUAUCGCUGAUAGACUGUGUGAUGUAUCAUAUAAUGAGGCUGCUUCAAACCCUUAGUCAGGCCCCAUCCACCCGAGACUCCCUUUGCCCGUGGCACGUUGAUUGCUUAGCUUCUGAUGUCAUGCACUCGAAUGAUAGACUUUUGGCAUUCACGUUUAUCGCUAAAGAUACAAUUUCAGAUAAGGCUAUGCGGCACCACUCUGCUGUGAUAGCUCUCAAGACUUUGCCCGUAUCCAUUAGCAGCUUGGGGGAUAUUUCCAUGAUUAUUCGCGCGUCGUUUGUAUAUGGGCUAAGCAAAGAAGUCUAA